GUCUAUUCCACACAGCCGCUGAUCGAGCGCCUUGGUGGGGGCUUGCCGGGCAGCAGCAUGGGCGAGCCGUUGGAGGAGCAGGACUACAAGGUGGUGCUAGCGCAAAAGAGAUUCCUCUUCCGCACCCAGGAUGUGCCGGUGGCUGACCGCAGCAAGCUGCAGCACGACAUCGUGGGCUUGCUGCAGGCGCACGACAUGGCGCCGCUAUACGAGGAGGUGUGCGGUGAGCUGGGCGUGAGCGGCAACGCAGCGGCGCUGGGCGAGAUGCGGGAGCGCAACGCCAAGCAGCUGGCGGAGCUGGACGAGAAGAUCAAGGACGCGGAGGUCAACGCGGGCGAGAUGGAGGUGCGGGACGCGCUGCAGGCUCGAGCCGACUACCUGUGCGGCAUCGGCGACCACGCGGCCGCGCUGGAGGCGUUUGCGGCGGCGGAGGCCAAGACGGCGGGGGUGGGCCCCAAGAUGGACCUUGCCUUCUCCCAGAUCCGGCUGGAGCUGAGCCGCGGAGACUGGGGCGCGGUCAAGGCGGGGUUGGACAAGGCGCGCGGGCUGUGCGACAAGGGCGGCGACUGGGAGCGCAAGAACAAGCUCAAGGUGUACGAGGCCGUGUUCCUGAUGGCCACCCGCCAGUUCAAGCGCGCCGCCGAGCUGCUGCUGGAUGCCAUCGCCACCUUCUCCAGCGGCGAGCUGAUGUCGUAUGAGCGCUGCAUCUUCUACACCGUGCUGCUGGCGGUGGUGGCGCUGGACCGGCCCACGCUGAAGAGCAAGGUCAUCGACUCGCCAGAGGUGCUGUCUGUCAUCGACUCGCUGCCCCACCUGCGCCCCUUCCUCUCCUCCCUCUACGACUGCCAGUACGCCCAGUUCUUCAAGGCGUUUUCGGGCCUCAGCGACGAGAUCCGCGCCGACAUGUACCUGCACCCCCACUUCCGCUACUACAUGCGCGAGGUGCGGGCGGCGGCGUACGCGCAGUUCUUGGAGUCGUACAAGAGCGUGACGCUGGCCUCCAUGGCCGCCACAUUCGGCGUGUCUCCCGACUUCCUGGAUGCGGAGCUGGCCGACUUCAUCGUGGCUGGGCGGCUGCCCGCCAAGGUGGACAAGGUGGCGGGCGUGGUGGAGACCAACCGCGCCGAUGCCAAGACGGCGCUGUACCAGCAGACCAUCAAGCAGGGCGACCUGCUGCUCAACCGGCUGCAGAAGCUCAGCAAGGUGAUCGACAUCGAGUGACGGCGGCCGAGGCGAGGCAGGGGCGGCCGACGGUGGUGCCAGCUGCCGGCGGACGCCGUGUGGGCGAUAGCACACCGUGGCUCUGCCUCUGUUCUGUUCUGGUUGCACACGCCCCUGUGAAACAUUCAACCUGCUA
Messenger RNA from Chlorella variabilis, 1357 nucleotides. RefSeq lists its product as hypothetical. The coding region runs from base 58 to 1221 and encodes 387 amino acids. NCBI's taxonomy places the organism in Eukaryota, Viridiplantae, Chlorophyta, Trebouxiophyceae, Chlorellales, Chlorellaceae. The record is from RefSeq and is a predicted model, not a curated record. The transcript has 10 exons. Gene Ontology annotation, biological process: proteasome-mediated ubiquitin-dependent protein catabolic process.